Molecule: messenger RNA, 450 nt
Organism: Ophidiomyces ophidiicola
Lineage: Eukaryota; Fungi; Ascomycota; Eurotiomycetes; Onygenales; Onygenaceae
Gene: CMD1
Product: calmodulin
Exons: 6
Coding region: 1-450 (149 amino acids)
Biological process (GO): spindle pole body organization
Cellular component (GO): central plaque of spindle pole body
Molecular function (GO): calcium ion binding; enzyme regulator activity
Source: RefSeq, a predicted model, not a curated record
AUGGCUGAUUCAUUGACUGAAGAGCAAGUUUCUGAGUACAAGGAAGCCUUCUCCUUGUUUGACAAAGAUGGCGAUGGCCAGAUCACGACCAAAGAACUGGGAACAGUAAUGCGCUCCCUUGGCCAGAACCCAUCCGAAUCUGAACUGCAGGAUAUGAUCAAUGAGGUUGAUGCCGAUAACAAUGGAACCAUUGACUUCCCAGAAUUCCUUACCAUGAUGGCGCGAAAAAUGAAAGAUACUGAUUCAGAGGAGGAGAUCAGAGAAGCGUUUAAGGUCUUUGAUCGAGACAACAACGGCUUCAUCUCUGCCGCCGAACUCCGUCACGUGAUGACCUCGAUUGGCGAGAAAUUAACGGACGAUGAGGUGGAUGAGAUGAUCCGCGAGGCAGACCAGGAUGGGGAUGGAAGAAUCGACUAUAAUGAAUUUGUGCAGCUCAUGAUGCAGAAAUAG